CAUUAAAAUAGAGACAAAACAAACUCCAGCUGGCAGCAUGUGUCUGCCACUUCACCAAGAGGAGAGGACGACUGCAUGCAGCGAAGACAAAGAAGGAGAACAAAAGUGUUUCACUGAAGAUCUUUAUUUCAAUCCAAGAAACUAGAAAAAAUAAAUAGCUUUAUUUUCACAAAUUUACACCACUUUUAAUGUGCUGGGAGUCAUUCCUUCAAAACUUACCGAGGAAAUUAAAGUGGUUUGAAUUGAACAAUGAUAAUACACUAAAAUCCUGCUAUCUUGGAAAAAUCAGCACUUUUCAUAGAUGCAACAUGCAGAUAUUGUCAUGUAGCUAUAUGAGAAGAGGCCUGUGCACGGCUGACUUUGUGCUCUCAGCAGCAUUAACUCGUGAGGACACAUUUUUAAGUAAAUGAGGAAAAUAAGAAAGUCAACAGGAUCAAACCUGUGCUUUGAGUUGUGCAGCUACUGAGUCCAGAUUUGUUCAGUUUCUGACAGAGAUACCUGACAGAAAUUCAUCGAACUUUGAUUGGAAAUAAACUAAAAACAGAUCUUAAAUUUGACAUUUUUGAUGGCAACAUUUUAACUGAAACAAAACCUGAAUUUUUUUAUGCUCAUAUACACUAAUGCUGAAUGAUAACACAUCAGCUCCUUUAGGCUUUGGCUUCAUGUCAGCGGUUGAGCUUGUAUUUUGCUGAAUGAUUGCAGGCUCCUCUCACUUUGGCAUUUUAAAACGUUUCAAGCUCCAUGUUUGUAUUUCAUCUUUUGCUGUGUUCAAUUCCUCUCAGUGUAUGAACCCACUUCACUUGCACGAUGUGUUCAGUUAUUAUUUCAUAAAUAAAACCAGUGGGACCAGGUUUGAGUGUAGCAGCAGCGUACACAUGGUGCAUGUUGGCCUUUACCUAGUCAGAAUUUUCCAGACCUCUUGCAGGCUUCAUUUCUCAGCAGGAAGAAAAACCUGCCCUGGCUUCUCCUGAGGGAAAACUUUUAUUUGUUGCUUUUCCAAUGCAAGUGCUAACAGUUGAUGCAGAUGAAUAUAAUCCUGCUGUUUGUCCAUGUAAUCACAGCGGCUCUCAUUCACAACAAUAACCACUCUCUACUCCCUGCUCAGACCAGCAGCGGAAUACUGAACACCUGAUUGCAAAAUUAGCAGGAAGAUUACUGGGAGAAAUUGAAGUUUCUCCAGCACACAGAUAUUUUUGGUAUAAAAGCUGAGUAUAACAAGCCUGGUUGUUUUAGUAAAGUAAAAAAUGAACUACAUUUACAGUGUUGUCCAAACCAUUAACAUCACGUAAGAGGCUGUUUAUGAAAAAAUCUGAAAUCUUCCUGAUGUUUUAUUCUACGUAUGAAAUGGCAGAACAUGCAAACAACACGUAGUCGUUGGAGCUGUCUCUUAAUAGCUACACUGGCUCGUGAAUGUAGGUAUGCACAAAUAUUUACUCAUUAAAAUUUUCUCAGAGAAUUGUUCUGCAGAAAAAGCACACAAACAAACAUGAGUGCAGGAAAAAAACAAGAUCACAUGGACAAAAAACUUGAUUAGAUUUUAGAGAGGAACUGUGAGAGAAUUUCAUGGAAACGGAUGAGAGAUGACUGUAAAACCACACAAGAUUCACACAAGAUGUUCAUUUCUAAUUUUUACAAGCCCUUAAACUGUUAGCCCUUCCUGAUCUGCGACGAAGGAUGACAUGUGGAAGGAGAAAAAAAGCAGCUAAAUUAAAGACAUGGAAAAACUUUGAGGGCCUGACACUUCACUGAUCAACUCUUUCUUUCAGGACUUACUUGUGAUGAUUCCUGCAUGUUUUACCAACACAUCUCCUUCCCGUUAAAUCCUGAAACAGCCCCGUCUGCUUCUGUGAGGAGAAAGAGAGAAGAGAGGUUUAUAUCAUGACCUCAAUCACAGAGACAUUUGAUAACAUAUGAUCAGCAACACGGACACAAGGCCAGAGCUGAUCCAUGAUGAUCAUUCAUGUAAUAAAACACCAUUUAGAGAGCAGGUAGAUCAAUUCCAAAAAGCAUAUGCUGUUGUGUAACAACAGUUUUAUUCUGAUAUGGCAGGAAUAUGUACUACAGCUAUUCUGUGCAUAUUCUACCAUCCCUAUAUUAUCUCCAUCUGGUUGAACUUGAACUGUAAACACUAAAUCUGUUACACAGUUUGUUCAGAUUAUUCUUGAUUUUUAUUCAGAUUAUUGUUUCAUUCACAUAUUUUACUGUGUGAUCUCUUUCAUUUCUGGCAGACUGAGAUUUUUGCCAGGUUUGCACCCCUCCUCCUGCAUCAGAAGCUGCUUUCAAACGUGCACUUUAGAAAACGUCCCCAAAAUUUCUGGAGAUCUACCCCUUAAAUUUACCUGAAAUGACUAUUUACACAUGAGCCCUUUACAGCGUGAGGUUGAAUCUGUUCAAUGUUACAAAUAAAGAGAGGAGGGUGUAUAUUCAAUGACCUGUAAGCUCAGUCUGCUGCUGUCAGCUCUGAAAAUGGAAAUGAUACUUUUCAGGAUCAGCUUCAGUUUCAUUCACAACAUUUAUCACUCAAUAGAAACAUUCAUCUUUGUCUGAUCUCUGAGUUACUUUAGGUGUGUGAAUCAGUGAAACACCGACACCUGGACUGGAUUUGAGUGCAUUCACUUUCCUACACUAAGAGGCUUGAACAUCUCAUAUUAAUUCACACAAAAUGUUCUGGUUGGUGAUAAUUUUCAUUAAAAAAAUUAUUAAGAAUUAUCCCCUUUUUUAAGAUUUUGCUUUAUACUUGAAAAAAAAAAACUUACUCACUGCAAAAUGAUACAUUUACAUUAUUUAGUUAAAAAUAAUAAAAUUAACUGAUGCUGACAAAUGCCUGACUUAUGAUGAUCUAAUGUGUGGCUCUAUCAUCUGCUCAUGCUGCCCAUCAAUUAUCAAUAUCUUGAUAGGAUCAUUUUCCACUUUACAGAUUAAAUAUAAAUUUCAUAAAUAUCUAUUUACAGUUAUUUCCAUCCUGGGCUGUGCGAUCACAUAAAACAUAUUUUCCAUGCAUUCAUCUGCACCAGUCUGACUGAAGACACACUCGGACUGUUCUGCUGGUGGAGAGAUCGCAUCGAUAUUUACCUCUUUGAUUUCUUAUCAUAUUAAUGCAUGAAGAAUCUGUUCGUGAACUGGCCAUAAAUCUGAACUUAUAGAGUCACAGUGGUUUAAUCUUUUUGAAAAUCAUGAGUGGAAAAAUUAGUAUACAUCAUGCAUGAAUCAAUUUGUAGAAAGGCAUUACUAAAAGCGUUUGAUUUGAUUGUGAGUGUGAGGUGCAGAAAAAAAAGAAGAAAACAAAUCUUUAUGAAAGUCUGAUCUCAGAUUUUCUCAGUGAUCCUUGAACACGACACAGUUAGAGACAUUUUGCAGCUUUAUUUUCAUUUCGGGGUGAUUUUGUUUUUAAAUGGAGGCCUUCAUUUCUAAAGCACAGUCGCUAAAUUUAUCGUGCAGGUGUUUAGAAAUUGUUAUUUUAACCAACUGUUGAUUUUUCCCCUCGCUCUGGUCUUCGUGAAAGGAUAGUUGUGUUACUUUAAUUAAAAAAGGUUGUAGGUCGCUGUGUGUUUGGUGUGUUUUGUGCAUUGUGUGUGCUCUUCCUCCUCCUCCUCUUUCUCCUCCUCCUCCUCCUCUGGCUGAAGGCCUGCAGGUGAAGCCUCCGCUGCGCUCCUAAUCUGAUCCAAUGUUCCCUCCGCCGCAGCUGCUAAUUCAAUUCCUGCGCGCUGUCAACACAUCUGCAAAACACACAAAGAUGAUUCCGCUGCUUUCAAAGAAAUGCGACACAACGAACAUGAAGUGAUAAAAUAAAGUCAGCUGCUUUGUGUUAAAAACACCGGAGCUGAAAUGUGUCCUUGUUUAAAGAAAGAGUUCAGAGCUUCUCCUGGAGGAAACUUAGAAAAAAAGGGCCGAGGAGCUUAAAAUUUAAAUAAAUCUCAUUUCAUUUUGAUUGUGAAGGAGCCUUUUUAUUCAAGGAAAGCGCAGCAAAAAAGAAAAAAGCUUCAAAAACACCAGAGACACCUGGUAAAAAAAGAGGGUUUGGAUUUCAACAUACAAGAAUAUAUAAUAGCGAUUAAAUAAAGCAGAGAGGGGAGCGAACUACAUUUUAUUGACAUUAUAUAGAUCUUUUUUCUUCGAAAUCUCCGUUUAAAUUAAUGUAGAGGCCUUUUUAUUGCAGAAUCUAUAGGUUUAGAUCUAGGAUGGGCCCUCCGGAGCAGGUGUGUGUCCACCUGAAAUGAAUUUCUCCUUUUGUCUCUGCGUCAUGCGCAAAAAAGGACGAAUAUAUAAAGAGAAGUGCGAUUGUGAAACGUGAAAUAAUAUGAUAAUUGAAGGGAUGCAUUUGGUUUAUUAUAAACCUGAGGUACGGGUAUCUGAUGCGUAGAUGUGAGUUUGAUAUUUUCCUGUUAAAAUCUGUUUGUUUGUUUGUUUGUUUGUUUUAAGGAGAGAAUAAAAGAGAAGUCACAGGUGAGCAGAUGUUCGUGUUCAGGCUGAUUUACGGAGACCAUUUUGUCCGUUUUAAGACCUGCUAUAUUUGUUUCCAGUUCCCACUAGAGAGAUGAUUUGCUGUUGUAACUUUUUUGUUUUCUUUUAUCUAAAUUUAAGUCCACACACGCAUGCAGAGAAAACACGCUGAAAGUCUUUUGGUGAUUCCAGAGUAAACAGAAAAAUGAGUGUGUGCAGGUAAGGAAUCUGUGCUCAGAGGCACAGCGGGGAGUUUAUCUCCAAGUAGCAACCCGACAGCAGGAGGGAUUAUUUCAUGAAGCGAUAAAAAACAAUCCGAGACAGCAGUUAGUAAUCGUGCUUCAUGUGGACGCAUGCGUCACAUCCACAACCACGACCAAAUCAUCACGUGGAAAUAGAGAGCGUCAUGCUGAGGCCAGGCAGAGUGGGUUUCCCAAGGGUCCCUGAUGUCUCGAGUAUAAUUGUAUUAAAGUUACAGUCCGUGGAAAUGAUUUUUAAUUGAGAAUACACAAACUCCCUGCGGGGGAAACUUGUUCUGAGUCUCUGUGAGAGUCGCAGCCUUGUCUGCUGAUCUAACGCCUGUGGGUGUGACAGCUCUGUCACUCUCCUCCGGCUCCCCAGGGUCACUAUAGCGCCCCCACCUGGUGGUCUACCUGUCAGUCACACACACCCACAGCGUCCAAACACCACCCUAGAGCCGCAGCUUCCAGUGAGCAGGAGGUUUAAAGCGGCUGCAGAGCUGCAUGGGACUGGGAGGGGGCUGGAGCUGAGUGGUUGUACUUUUUGAUUGAGUUUGUCAUGUCCGGGAAAAAUGUUUGUUUUAUGGAGGAGCCGAGAAGCAUCAGGUAUUAGUCUGCUCCCAAAAAGCAUCUCUUACAUGGUGUUGUUCCAAAUAACAUGAAAGUGUGGUUCAGUGUGCGCGUUUUGCUUUUCCUGCAAGUGAUAUGUUUCAUUUAGCAGAGUGAGCCGGGGAGGAGGAAAUGGAGGAGAUGAAGGAGAAGGAGGAGGAGGAGGAAGAGGAGGAGGGCGGCUGGUUGCUGCACGAGGAGAAGGAGGAGGAGGAGAAGGAAAAGAAAUGGUUGGAGAAGGAGGAGGAGAAGAGAAGGCAGAAGGAGGAGGAGGUGGUGGAGGAGGAGAGGGCCGCUGGUCGCCGGGUUUCCAUGUGACAAGGGGAAAUAUGAGGGACUUUGACAGGUCUUAAACGGUCUGGCGCCAAGGCCUCAGUCUAGCCGCUAAAUAUAGCCGAAGAGAUGAUGCAGGGAGAUGGGAGGAGAAGAUGGAGAGAUAAAAGGAAGAAAAGAACAAUGUCGAGGGGAGGAAGGAAAAAAACAAUACUCGAUUAUGGACGAAUAUGGCGCAAAACUGCUCCGGUUUGUUGUAAUUAGAGCGUCUCUGGCCCGGAUCACUAACAUGCACAGGGGCCAAAUCAGCGGGACGGAAGGCGCUUUUACGCACAUUUUCACAUCUGCAGCUGUGUUGUUUAGUAUUGAGCGGACGGAUCAAGGACACGGAGAGGCUUGAGUCAACUUCCUACUGUAUAGGAAACGUCAUGCAAGCAGUGAAGUCACUUUUAGAGCAGUGUACAGUCAACUUUGAGCGUCAAAUAUCUCAAAUUGAAGCAUCAGAAGCUUCUUGUUUUCACUCUUUUCUGGGUUUGAGAGCCUGGAAAUGUUGUCAAACUCACAAUUUCACUAAAGCUCAGACACAUGAAUAAAUAAAGGGUGAUAAACUUGAAAUUGUCUUCAGAUAUUUCACACCCCGAGUCUCACAUCCACUUACUCCUAAAGAACAAGUGUAAGCAGCGUGUUUACUGUCUGCUCGCAUUAAUCCCAGCACAGAGAAUAUGUUAAUCUAUCAGCGCAGUGCCCCUUCCUCUCAGCGCAGCCCUCCUCCCCUGGACUUAAUGACUUUUAAAUCGCGCGUAAUGGAGAUUUCUGUGCCACUGACGGCACAGAACAAAUAAAUGGUGACUCAUUUGCAGCAGCAUUGUUGAUACAAUUAUCCAGCUGCGUAUUCCGGCAGAAAAACCGUUAUCCUCCUCCAUAUGCUGCUAAUCUGUUUUCUUUUUCUGCUCAGUCAAAGCUCAGUCCGAGCCGGUACACCUCUGCCAUUGCAUAAAUCUGAAGGGAGAGAAAUCCAAACAAGGCAGCUGUCCGGACAAAUUAUCACAGAUACACAACACCCUGUAACUCUGAGACAACUGCAGACACGAACACGAGAAGCUGAUGUUUACAACACCUGGUUGAGUGAAAAUACACCUCCCAAUAACUCUUUUUUCCUAAUUUUUCCACUGUGGGAACACUUGAUGCUCAGGUGACUUGUGUUUACAAUAAAAAUGUGUGUGUUUCCUGCACUUCUGGGAGUCACUCAGGUAUGUUUCUCUCUGUUGUAUCCUUAGCUGCUCCUCUCCGGCCUGCUGGCUCUUUACGCAUGGCUGUAUCAGUGUGAUGGACACCGAGCAACAAGUGUGUAACGCAGCGGAGAUGUGCAAACAUUUCAUGCCCUUAAAUCACAUAACGAGCUGAAUGUGCAACACAGACGCGUCUCUGCAGAUAUUUAUACUUUAAAGUCGUUAAAAGACAUAAAAGUAGUUUGUUUUCUCUUUUAGAAACAGUAUUUUUAUUGUUUAGUUGCUUUUUGGAGGCAAGUUUGCAGUAGUUUAAGGUGGAUUUUACGCAUUCAUAAAGAGGGUUUAUAAAUAUUGUUGAGGACAUUUUUUAUGGCCACAUGGGGAUUUUGUUUGGCUGUCAGAGGAAGCCGCAGAGACGCCGCUGAGUUUCAGGGUUAAUAGGAAAUGCGCAGUUGUAGCUGACAGCCUCAUUCAGGGGGAUUAUCACUUUUUGUUUCACUUUUUAUCGAAGCGCGCUGCUCUCUCCAACACACAGAGAGCAGCUGUUUAGCCCCCCAAAAAAGACGGGAAAAAAUCAUAUUUGACACCGAGUCAUGACCGCGGCAGAGGAGUGGAGCUGAGCCGCACAGGAGGCUGCUGCAGAGGGGCCGGGGGGGGGCGCGCACAUGCAGGACUUCAGGGUAAAUAUAAAGAGACAAGAGAUUGUUCUUAUUGUGGCGACUGGCGCCGCGCGGCUCUUUAACAAACUGAGUUAAUCAGGAGCUGCAGUUUUCUGAGGCUGAGGCUCAGCAGAGCGGGGAGCAGAGGCUGGUGGUGCAAGAGAGGGAGGAGGAGGUGGUGGAGGUGGUGGUGGUGGUGGAGGGGGGCCCGCGGCUCCCGGAGUCCCGCACUGUCCUCCGGUUUGACAAAAUACAACCUGUCGGAGAUUACACGCUGCACCCGGCCUGCCCUCAGCUCCAGACCGAGCACUAAAUCAUCUCAUCGCUGCAUGUUUGAUGUGGCAGUAAAACGAGACUCUGCAGAAAUCCCCACAAACUGCACGAUUCAAACUUUUUUCCUCCUGCAUUCAUCAUUUUAAAACCUCAUUCAAAAAUACAACUUUUUUUUUUUGCCAAGAAGUCCCCAAGAAGAAAUGUAACUUUUAUUACUUUUCAAAGAGUUGAUAUCGAAGUGAGCACUCACCCGCAUUUUCUUUCAAAAUUCACUCAUCAUCACUCAUCUGGUUUCCUCUUUUUGUCUCCACACAGCAGCAUCUGGGUUUGUCUUUUCCAGCCUCGUCUCUUUAUGACGCUGCGGCUGCUGCUGCUGCUGCCUUCCCGUCAGCCCGAUCAGGAAAACGCGCACAGAGAUGUCUCUCUCUCUCUCUCUCUCUCCUCUCUCCCUCUGUCUCUCUCUGUGUCUCUCUCUCAGUGGGUUGAAUGAGGCUGGAGUUCAGCUAACACAGCCGGGGCGAGUGUGAGGCAAAUCCGACCUAAAGCGUCAAAACAGCCGAUAACAUGGAAUAAUUAUAAGUCUGUUAUUAAGGAGGGCGACGCGGAGAGCAGCAGCAGCAGCAGCAGCUCUUUGACAUAAAUCUCUCCGGAAUGCAGAGCCGGAGCUGCUAGCCGCGGAUUUACUGCACGGAGUUGUUUGGAGAGACAGUGCUAAACGUGCUGAAGUGGAGCUGCUCCUCUGUGUUAAGGUGAGUAUUAGACAGGGAGGCGGUGGACAGGUUCUCCGGAGGCGACAUUGUUCAAAACGCAAGCCGAGAGAGGUGAUGCCUCCACCGGCCAACAACUGAGGGCUGACCCGGUGUUUGGCUUGGAAAUGGGGGUGGGAUUUCCCGAUCUUUCCUGUCAUUGGUUAAUAUUUUAUUCUGUUGACAUGUUUUCUUACUGCUAAUGCUUCCGACACCUUCUUGUCCCCCCCUCCCUCCUCUCGUAGAGUCUGGCCGGAGCUGUCAGAACCACGCCUAUAGGGGCCCACAAUUGGUCCAGAAAGCGUAAAAUCAGCAAUCAAAGGGGCUUGGUUCAUUAGUGUUGGGGAUGGAGGCAGGAAGGACAUGUGAGAUAGUCACAGAUCUGCAGUGAGCGGGGCCACAUCUCUCCAGUCAGUGUGGGAUGACUGAAGCAGAGGAACUGUGAGGCACACAGCGCAGCCGGGCUCUACCUUCACCGCGCCGCUCUCGCUCAAGGAUCGGCUGAGGAACCAAAGGAAACGCACAUCAAGCACAACUCCGGGCUCUUUUCUUCACCCUGAUAACGCGCCGUGUGCUUGACUCGGCGCCGGACUCCUCUGAAGCGCUUUACAAAAAACUCAACUGCUGGCGAAGCGCGGACAUACACCGGGUUUUGGGGGAAAUACCACUUAAAAUCUCAAUUUUUUCACUUCGGUUUUUGUGGAUGCACCGAUGAGAGAUCCAGUUUUUACAGGGACUGCAAUGGCUUAUCACCCUUUCCACGCACACCGGCCGACCGACUUCCCCAUGUCCGCCUUUCUAGCGGCCGCGCAGCCUUCCUUCUUCCCGGCGCUCAGUCUGCCUCCCGGGGCGCUCACCAAGCCCAUACCGGACCACGGCCUGGCCGGGGCGGCGGAGGCUGGGCUCCACCCGGCCCUCAGCCACCAUCAGGCGGCACAUCUCCGCAGCAUGAAGAGCCUGGAGCCCGAGGAGGAAGUGGACGACGACCCCAAAGUUACACUGGAAGCCAAGGAUCUUUGGGACCAGUUUCAUAAACUCGGGACGGAGAUGGUUAUUACAAAGUCCGGAAGGUAGGAAUUAAACACAAACAUGACCUUUAAAAAAAAAGAAAGAUUAAAGCACCGGCACUUUUUUGCGCGUUUAGACAGAGAAUGAGUCGCUGCUGUCAAGUAAAGAGCGCACAGAAAGCGAUUUCUUCAGCUUUUGAAACGGCAGCCUGCGCGUCAGGCCUGACUCGCUCCGUAUUUAUUUCCCCUUCGAUUAUUAGUCAGUUUCACCAUCAAUAAAAUUUAGAAGAUAAAUUAAUUCGCAGAAAGAACUGAAAGCCUUAAACUCACACAGGUCACUACAUUUUUGUUUUUUAAAAAAGACUGAGGGACCAGUAGUGUGAGAGCUCUCCAAUCAGCUUCAUUUUUCCAAUUAAAUCAAAUCAAUCGAGCAUCAGUUCAUUCAGAAAUAUUUAUGAAACAUUACCACCCCGAUCAAAGUGAAUAUUUGGAAUAUUUCAGAGGGCAGAGGAUAGUCGGAGCUUUUUAUCAGGUUUUUAUCUCCUCAGUCUGCAUUCUGAGGAGGCAGCAGAGCUUCUGGGUUUUAUAAACAGGCUGUCACUUCAAAAAGCAGGGACGAGAAGAGCUGUGGUCAUAAAUAUACUGCUCAGCUUUGUAGUGCAGCGUUUGGACAACACACACAUAUAUACGAUCACACACACACACACACACACACACACACACACAACCGAGGCUGACAUACACACAAACACACUACGUUUUGUUGUGUUGCUUCCGCGUAAUUGCGCGUAAUAUCUGACGAUUACAGUGUUUUCUCUUGUUUUCUCUGCGUUGCCUUCACGGCCUCUUUUUGUCACGUUUAUUCAAGUGUUGCGUGAUAGUCCUGCUGUUUAUGUUAACUCCCCGUGUGUGUGUGUGUUUCUGUGUCUGCAGGAGGAUGUUCCCUCCGUUUAAAGUGCGGAUAAACGGGCUCGAUAAAAAAGCAAAAUACAUCCUGCUGAUGGACAUCGUGGCGGCGGACGACUGCCGCUACAAGUUCCACAACUCCCGCUGGAUGGUCGCAGGCAAGGCCGACCCGGAGAUGCCCAAGAGGAUGUAUAUCCACCCGGACAGCCCGGCCACCGGCGAGCAGUGGAUGGCCAAGCCUGUUGCUUUCCAUAAACUCAAACUGACCAACAACAUCUCAGACAAACACGGAUUUGUGAGUACUGACGAGUUUUAUUUUUCCCUCUCUCUUUUGCCUGAGCAGUGAUGUUUUUCAUAUUUACACUCUGUGCGAGGUGUUUGCUGCUGGAACAAGACGGGCAGGAGGUUUAGAGGUGUUUUUAAGAUGGCAUGAAAUUUUUAUGAAGCAGAUGGGGGGAAAGUGGGUCGUUGUUGCAGCUACAUGACAGGGAGAAACAGGCAGGGGAAAUGAGGAAUUAUAUAAAAAAACGAGCUCUGAAUUCUGUGAAAAUCUGCUGCAUGGAAAUGUCAAAGCAGCACAGAAAAUAUAUCAAAUUAAAUAUUUUAAAGACUAAUACAUUUCACAUGCUAACUCGUAUAAAUAAUCUGUAAUUGCAAAAUAAAUGUGCUCACAGAUGAGUCCAUUUUCGCUGCUGGAUGUUAUUACUUCCAAAGCUGUUGACACUUUGUCGCCACUUGACUUCCCACCGCCGCUGACAUACUCUGAGCUUAUGUUUCCUUGCAGCUCUCCAAAUUAUUAUCAGCCUGCAUUUUUCGCCCCCGCAUCUGCAUACUUUAUUCCAACCUUGCAGCAGCAGAUCAGGCUUUAUCUAAUGCCACAAUUACACUUUUUAUUCUGCAAUUCUCACUGUUGUUUUAAUAGACAGAAAAAAAUAAAAACCAACAUUUCAUCUGAGCUGAGUGUUUAUAAAGAGGAUUAAGGGAUGUAUCGUCGAACCGGACGAUAGAGAAAUGGCGUUAAAUGAGCUUAAAUGGCGGGGCUGAAAGUCGUGUUUAAUACUCCCAGCAACCUGUAACCUCUUAUCAAUUAUACAUCAUACAGUAGGCACUGUAGGCUGCUGUUGAUAGAUUUUCUCCUUGUGUUGAUUUGUAUUUUAGUAAAUGUAUAAAAUAAUCUGGAUGAUCUGGUGUUUAUCUCUUUUACGCACAACAUUUCUCAUAUUUUAUUCUUGGCUGCUCAAUAUUUUGCACGAGGACUGAGAUAAAAAAAAAGUGGGGCAAAUGUUAAAUGUCUGAGAAUGUCCAUCUGACUGGCAGGCAAAGUGUGCUUCCGACUGGAAACAAAUUCAGCAUUUACAUGUCAGUCCAAAUUUGCAAUCGGUUACAGGCACAUCUUUGUUUGUUUGUUUGCUCGCACACGUCUUAUUUAAACAUUCAAGUGCUGCUUGUUAUCUCUUAUUUUGAUCUGGGAUCAGUGCUUUAUUUUUCUUGACUUACACGUCCGGCUGCAGCGUAAAUUUUGUGAUUUAUAUCGAUUUUAUUUAUGUAAAAUGCGGGAAACGUGUUGAACGCUGUGCAUGUCAAACAGCAGGCCCUCCGGCUGCAGCAGCCUGUAAUGUGUCCAUACUUGGUGGUAAAUUAGACAUGAAUGAAAGAUAGAAACUGCAUCAAAUCACAUUUUCUGCUGCGGUUGUGAGUCCUCGUGACAACAUGUGUGGCCUGGUCAGGUUUUUCCCCCGUCGCCUCGCGCUAAUUACAGACAAGUCUGCUCACACAAUAAUUAAAACAGCAUCAAUAACAAAGAUGAUCCUCGACUUAUACUCUCGAGGUUUCAUGUGGACGAGACGUCAAAGAGGGGGCAUGAAAAAAUUCGUGAUAUUUACUCCAAAGCUCUGUGUGUUUGCGUGUGUUGGUCCAGACAAUCCUCAACUCCAUGCACAAGUACCAGCCCAGGUUCCACAUAGUGCGGGCCAACGACAUCCUCAAGCUCCCCUACAGCACCUUCAGGACCUACGUGUUCCCGGAGACCGAGUUCGUGGCUGUGACAGCGUAUCAGAACGACAAGGUGAGUCACUGCGCACAACUGUCUCUAAUAUGGCUGCUAUACUUUGCAUAAUAAAUGUCCUACAUGCGUCCCCUCCCCUCCUCUCCCCCUCCCCCGCCGCCGCCAAACCCUGAAGACUUAAUCUGAUUUUGUAGGUCGCCUAAUUUCCCUGCAGAGGACUCCCAUGUCCCACUUGAUUUUUGUAAUUGCUGUUUUGCCUGGACUUGUGGGUGUAGCUGAUAUCUCCAGACUAUGAAUUCAAAUUUCCAGCCAGAGUUUUUGUGUGGCGGUGUGUUAUCUGGAAUCCAUGCGCCAUAAAUGCGCAAUUACCUUGACCAGUAGUGAAUAAAUUGGGCGUAUAAACGUGGAGGGAGUGUUUCUGUGUUACAGUGCAGCAACAAAUAUGGCCGACCUGUCCUAUUUUUAUUAUUGAUGUCUUGUCAAGAUAGUACAAAAACCGUCCCCUUUAGUAUUAUAAUCUAAUUAAAAAAUAAAAUAAAAUCAGGCGUUUCUGGAGCAAGAUUUGGUAUGACCGUGUUAAAAUCAAGAUUAUUUCACUCUACAUUUUGCAUUAAUGUUAGAAUUUCCAUUAUGUCUGUAUGUGGUUUUGGUACAUCGUAUGAAAACCUAGAAUAUUUUUCUUGAGGUUUGGUUCAUGUGUAUUAAAAACCAGCAUAUUCUAAAUGAGGUUUUGUGUGGAGCUAAAAAAUCCGGCUUGUAUAAUUCAACCAUAUCCACAUUAUAAAAACAGCAGGGUCUAUGUAUGGUCAUAUAAAUUUAGUACAUGUUUACUGAGGUUCGGCGCAUGUGUGUUAAAAUGUAAUAUUUCAGAAAAUAUAACACAACUUUAAUAAUCUGUAUUUCUGAUUCGUGGAUUUGUGUUUGAAAUAUGAAGCAUCAGUGGAGGUUUUUUUUAACUUGUAAAGUAACCAUAACAUAUUUCAGUAUACAGGUUAAUGUAUGGUCAUAGAUCUGGAUAUUUGAGAGGGUUUCGUAUGUAUGCGUAAAACCAAGCUCUAUAGACUGAGGUUUUGCACUGGUUCUAAAAAUCCAUCAUAUCUGGAUUGAGGUUUUGUUUAUGUGUUUAUUUGAUGGUAUUAAUAUAAGCCCUCUUCAUGCCUCUUUAUCCUCCUUCAUGAACCUAAUUGGGGCUUGUGUCCGCCGGGGUCUGGGUGCUGUGGUGUGUGUGUGUGCGUGUGUGUGUGUGUGUGUGUGUGUGUGUGUGUGGGGGGGGGGGUCUUGUUGUAAAAGUUUAUUGCAAAGAGUCACCAUCGAUUAGAGGCCCUUUAAAAGGCUGGUCACCCUGCAGCCGCAGUGGACAGAUGCUGCCAGACACUCUCUCUGCUCAAAUGGCAGAACGCCCUGAAGCGGCUUGUUCAGGGGCCACUCUGUUCAGGGGGCCUACUGUAGCCGGGGUGAAGCACGUGCAAGAGCCACGCAGGCCUCUGUUGUCAUCGUGCCCACGCAGAGACAUACCGGGAAGCAGCAGCAGGAGCAGGAGCAGGAGCGAUCCAAACCGCGUUAUUAAUUAUUGAUAUGAUAGUCAUCUGUUCAAGUAUUGCUCCCUCUGUUUCUUUUUUUCUUGAUCUGGGGGGACUGAGGCUUGUGUGGCCCCCAUAGAGGAAUAUUUCGCGGCAGAAUUUCCCUCCAGGGACCAAUGAGAAUAACGCUCUAUCAUUACGCUUUUAUUAAUAAUGCAAAUGUGAGGCCUGCAGUGGCUCCUGUCCAAACACGCUGCUGUCUCUCUCUCUCUCUCUCUCUCUCUCUCUCUCUCUCUCUCUCUCUCUGUGUUAAUCCAAAUAUGGACCAGGUGUGGACAGGAAAAAAAACACUGCUUUAGAUUAUGUGCUUCUAUUUGGUAAUAUUUGUUCUUAAUCUUUUAUGUUUUGUAUUUUUCCCAUAGAUAACACAGCUGAAGAUUGACAACAACCCUUUCGCCAAAGGAUUCAGAGACACGGGGAAUGGACGGAGAGAGAAAAGGUAUCAAACACCUGCAGAAUUACCUCAAUAUUUAAUUAUUCAGUGUGUGUGUGUGUGUGUGUGUGUGUGUGUGUGUGUGUGUCCACCAUCUUUUUAUUUUGCAAGGUCAUGGUGUAACAGCCAAAUUACCAUGUAUUAUUAUUAUUAUUAUUAUUAUUAUUAUUAUUAUUAUUAUUAUUAUUAUUAUUAUCACUACUAGUGUUAUUAUCAUUAUUAUUGUUAUUAUUCCUAACAGUGCUAAUGUCGCUGGCAGGAAACAGCUGACCAUGCCGUCGCUGCGGAUGUAUGAGGACCAGUGUAAGGGGGACCGAGAAGGCGCAGACUCGGACGCCUCCUCUAGUGAGGCUCCUGCCGGGAGAGACACCGUCCACUCCCCGCUGGGAGCCGGUUCCAGCCCGCUGAGGUUCAGCAGGCCCAGUCGAGGUGAGAAGCAAUAUUAUUUAUGUCCUUUAAAUGCCCAUAUAUGGUCAUACAUUAAAGCAUAAAGGGUGUGUGCAGAAAAUUGAUGCAAUAUAUUUUAAAAUUAUAAGUUAGAAUUAGAAGAUAACAUAGCUUGAUGUGAGGAAAACAGCAGUGAGAGGUAAUUUAAUUUUUGUGUAGAAUUUUUUUUUUAAUCAUUAUCAUUUUAUUAAUUAUCUUGGUUAGCACUCCUGGAUUUCUUCAUGCAAUGACGCCACACUAGAUCUGUUGUGUUGGAGUUUGACUAAUUAAAAUCCGCUUUUAACUCAGUCUGAAUUUGGAGAGUUCCUUUAUUAAGGUUUAAAACUGUUCUUGGCACAAACAGCUUUUUUGUUCCACUGAUUUCUAAAAUAAAUCUUGUUAAUCAUUGUUUUUCUUUCCUGCUCUGAUCCUGGAGUUUUACUUCUUUAAUUUUGAUUAGUUUUAAUCCUAAACCAGAAGCAGAUUUGAAGAGGCCGGUUAUUCAUGUGGAAUGUGUGUUUCUGUUUUAAUGUUUGAAAACUCAGAGGCUUAAAUUUGAACACAGUUCUUGUAUGUUGGCCCACAAGAUAAAAUCUCAUAAAUAUAAAUGUAAAAUGCAGGAAGUGUGUUCCUUUCCUAAUGAGUGAGCAUAUGCUGGGAAAUGUGCAGGGUGGAUUUUAAGAGUUCAAGGCUCCCACCAGGCUUAUGUGUCCAUUCAUGUGUGUGUGAGAGUGUGUAGUACUUGUGUGUGUAUCUCUCCAUGCACUCUGCUCACACCUCUUUGUCUCUGUAUGAAUCUUGGUCCUGCAGACGACAAAACAUGCACUGACAGUGAGCAGGAGCUGGAGCAUCAUGACGAACUCUGCAACGCCUCCAAUAGCCCAGGACCUGAGCCCGUGUCCCCCUACAGCUCCAGGUGUGAGGAGCGCGUGAGAGAGCGACCCAGCACAGAAAAGAAGGACGAAUCCAUUUUCAGUAUAAGGAACCUGGAGAAGGACAAAGUGGACAGCAGGAGCAGGAAGGACACUUCAGACACGUUGACGAAGGACUCAGAGGCUGGAGGAAUCAGUGCCAGUAAGGACGCCUUCUCCCCUCUCAUGGUCCAGACUGAGAGCCCCUCGCACUUCAGCCCGGGCCACUUACAAAGCCUGGCUCUGUCUGGCCUGCACAGCCAGCAGUUCUUUAACCCUCUGAACACCGGAUCACCCCUGUUGUUUCACCCGGGCCAGUUUGCCAUGGCCCCCGGAGCCUUUUCUGCCAUGGGCAUGGGGCACCUUUUGGCCUCCGUAUCUGGAGCAAGUGGUUUGGAAAAUGGCAGCCUCUCCGCCCAGGGCACAGGAGGGACCCCCAGCCCCUUCCCCUUUCAUCUGUCCCAGCACAUGCUUGCCUCUCAGGUAAGAGAGAUCAGCCUAUCAGGGUUUGAUUUAGUUUGUCUGAACACCUGUAGCUCUGAGCUGGCCUCAGCAGGAACAGAUAGAGGAGAGUGUAGGAAGGAUUGGGUGUCAAGUUUUGCCUCCUCGAACCACAAUCAACACUCUGGAAAAUUCAAAGAACAGGCAUUGACUUUCAGCUUUACUGCCAAAAAUGAGCAGGCUGAAAUAUUAUGUAUGAUUAUAUGUGAUCCAGAGGCUUCCAUCUUUAAAAUCCUCACUUAGCUUUAUCCAAUCGGGCUCAUAUGGAGGACAGACUGUGCCGCUCUCCUUUCAUUUUGUUCAGCUGUAUUAUCAGAGUCAUACAGGCAAAAUCAAAUGGCAGAACCCACUGCAUGAAAACACACAGGACUUCACUGAAAGUAUUUGUAAGAAUUUUUUUUACAUUUGUUUAAAAAUUACAGCCCUGAAAUCUUUUUUUUGAGCUGCAUUAAGUCAAUGUUAAGAAAACAUACACCUUAACAACACUGUGGGGGAGUGUUUGUAUAAGAGCACUAUUGGUCUAUGAUAAAAAAUAGAUUUGGUGAAAAAAGAUGAUUUUUUAAAAAUAAUGAAAAUGAUCCCGGAGUGCUUUACUACAUUAAAUAAUAGGAGUUUUCACUGUGAUAGUUUAACGUUUUAUUAGAUAACAGAGGUCAUUUCAAUCAUAUUUGUUCUUUUACUUUUUUCUAGAGGUCUGUUUAAAGUAGUUCUGCCUCUUGAUUUUCUGCUUAAGAAUGAAAAAAAAAAAUGUUUUGAUAUCAGAAUUGUCUUUUUCAUCAACAAAAUCUGUUUAAAACAUCAUCAGAAGGAACUUAGGUCUUUGUGUGUUCAAAAAAAAGUCACUAAAUGUUUCAUAUGUCUGAAAAAAAGUGUACACUCUGUGACACAGCCUCUCUCCUCUCUCCUCUCACAGGGCAUCCCCAUGCCUCCCUUUGGCGGUCUCUUCCCGUAUCCGUACACAUACAUGGCAGCAGCUGCAGCGGCGGCCUCAGCCUCGGCCCUCCCGGCCACCAGCAGCUCCAGCCCGCUCUCCAGGAACCCCUUUCUGAGUUCAUCCCGGCCUCGCCUCCGCUUCAACCCCUACCAGCUCCCAGUGUCGCUGCCGCAGAGCACCAGCCUGCUCACCACCGGCCUGCAAGGAAGCCUAAACCCCAACUCUGAAUCCUCCAAGCCAGGCAGCAGGGAGACCAGCCCGGCCCCAGAGCACCUCAGCAGUAACCAUAAGACUGGAGGGUCAGUCGGGAGGACCACAUCCCCCAAAACCUCCAUGAAGGACUCAGUGAAUGAGCUGCAGAGCAUCCAGAGACUGGUGAGUGGCCUGGAAGGCCAGAGGGAGCCGUCCCCAAGCGCAGACUCUCCCAAGUGAUGAACACUGAGUUUGGGAUGGAGACGAACCAGAGGACUAUAAGUGCAAAUGUCCUGUACAGCACAUUACGGAGACUGGGAUGAGGGUGAGGCCGAUAUGGGUCAGUGAAGGUCCAUAACUCUUUUUUUUUUCUAACAGAGCUGUAGAAAAAAAGACCUUUAGUCCACGAUACUCAAUAAAACCUUUAAAUGAUUGAGAAGUGAGGGUGGGAAUCCCUCUGAAGUCUUGUGACCACCAUCAGACACCAAAACUUGUCCUUUUGAAUCCCCAGUGUUUUAGGGUUAGCAGUUCUUAAAGUCAGGCAUACCUCUACAAAACCCUGGGACACGUGUCUACAUUGAGAAAACUAAAAACACAAAGAUAGCAUUUAAUUAAAUAUUCCUGACAGUAUCCAUGUAAAACACAUUUUAGAAAAUUUAAAAUAUGACCACUUCAUUUCAUGGACUCAGUGCCGGGGGUUCUUAUCAGUGAAAUUCUUAUCAUAUCAGAGGAGGACCACACAUGGCCAGUAUCGGCCCCCAGAUAUCGGUCUAACCUACCUGUGGUUCCACGGACUGGUGGCCUGCAGGAAAGUGUGUGUAGAGUGUGUUUAACUUGAAGCAGCCUGCUUUGGACCUGAACAGGAGCCUCAUUGCGUCUCAAGCUGCAUCCAAAAAACUUUUUCUGUUGGUUUCCAGGCCUGAUGAUUUCAAAAAGGUAUGGAAGUGAAGAGCAAGACAGAACCGCUUCUUAUCAUUUCAUGCCAGAAAAAAAAAAUGUUUCUGAACUAUUUAUGUAAUUAAAGAUAAAAACAAUUCUGUAAAUGAAGCUAAGAUCCAAGAUUAUGCAAUUGGUAUUAAUUUAUUCAAGGCUGUAUAUUUGCGUGUAUAUAUUUCCAUUUUUUUCCUUUCUCCUCUUCCUUUUCUUCCUCCCCCCUUUCUCCCUUUAUUUUACAUGAACAUAAACUGUAAAUGAAAAGCUAUUUAGCGCUUGUUGGUUUGACAAACUGUAUGAUGAAGCAUCAAUGAUUUUUAGAAGACGUGUGUGCCAUGUUUUAGUCUGCAUCCACCGACAAACACAGAGGAUCAGAGGGAGGAAGAGCUCCACAUUCAUUAAAAAAAAAAAGACAAAAAAAAAAAAAAAAAACACCUCAGGUUACUUCACUCCAGUCAGGAGACAGUCAAAGCAAUUCCUCCUCAACAGGCGCGUCAUUCAUAUCUAUUCAUAAAUAUAUUUAAAGAUGAUGAAAGUAUCUUGUUUAUGCUGGUUGUCCGUUUUUUUUCUUUUGUUUUUUUUUUUUUUUUUUUUUGAUUGUCUCACAAUUUCAAUAAAAAAUCGUUGUGCUGAAA
Messenger RNA from Xyrichtys novacula (pearly razorfish), 18931 nucleotides. The record is from the annotation of a GenBank genome assembly. Lineage: Eukaryota; Metazoa; Chordata; Actinopteri; Labriformes; Labridae.